This is a messenger RNA of Ictalurus furcatus (blue catfish), 1907 nucleotides long. RefSeq names its product tetraspanin 17 (gene tspan17). Gene Ontology annotation, biological process: protein localization to plasma membrane; regulation of vascular endothelial growth factor signaling pathway; protein maturation. Lineage: Eukaryota; Metazoa; Chordata; Actinopteri; Siluriformes; Ictaluridae. Gene Ontology annotation, cellular component: membrane. The record is from RefSeq and is a predicted model, not a curated record. The transcript has 8 exons. Bases 453 to 1265 code for a protein of 270 amino acids.
CCCAUCCCCCGCCCCCCAAUCCUCUGCUUGCACGCUUGUUGUGUCCGCGCUCGCGCUGCUUUUUAAUGGCUUGCUAGGGGUUGAAAAUCUCUCCCAGUCCCCAAAAUCCUGCUAAUUAUCACUAAAUCAUUCUUCCAGGCACACAUUAAUGGCAGUGUGUUGCCGGAAAUGAGCGUUUUGUAGCGUUGUGUCAUGUAUAUCCUGUGAGCGCGAGCGUGAGCGCUGAUGCUAGCCGCUGGGAUAUUAUUGUUGUUGAUGUUGUUGUUGAUGUUGUUAGCUAGCAGCCAGGUUGCUCACUCGGCUAGCUAAUUAUGGAUUCCCGCCUGGCUAGCUAGGGUUUAUAUACGCGCACUUUUUUAAAUUUUUAUUAUUAUUUUUUUGUCUUUUGCAUUGGGCAGGUUUGUAAUUUUAGGGAGUUAAGUCGAGGAAGGCUUUUUAUUUGUUAACUCAGGAUGAGUAGGAAACAUCAGCAUUACAAAGGAGCUGAAGUGAGCUGCUGCGUCAAAUAUUUCCUCUUCGGCUUCAACAUUAUAUUUUGGUUGCUGGGAGCAGCGUUCCUGGCUAUCGGACUGUGGGCAUGGGCUGAAAAGGGCGUGUUGUCGAACCUGUCGUCCAUCACGGAUCUGGGCGGCUUUGACCCCGUGUGGCUCUUCAUCGUCGUCGGAGGGGUGAUGUUCGUCCUCGGCUUCGCCGGCUGCAUCGGAGCGCUGAGAGAAAACACCUUCCUGCUCAAAUUCUUCUCGGUGUUCUUAGGGCUGAUCUUCUUCCUGGAGCUCACUGCUGGAAUCCUGGCCUUCGUCUUCAAAGACUGGAUCAAAGACCAGCUGAACUUCUUCAUCAACAACAACAUCAAAGCGUACCGCGACGACAUCGACCUGCAGAACCUCAUCGAUUUCGCCCAGGAAUAUUGGUUAUGCUGCGGUGCCCAUGGGCCGGACAACUGGAACCAGAACAUCUACUUCAACUGCACGGAGCUGAACCCGAGCCGAGAACGCUGCGGCGUUCCCUUCUCCUGCUGCAUCAAAGACCCGGCUGAAGAUGUUCUGAACACCCAGUGUGGAUAUGACGUGCGGCUUGAAGCAGAGCUAGAUCGACAGAAGUACAUCUACACCAAGGGGUGCGUGGGGCAGUUUGAAAAGUGGCUGCAGGACAACUUGAUCAUCGUCGCCGGCAUCUUCGUCGGUAUCGCACUUCUACAAAUCUUCGGCAUCUGCCUCGCCCAGAAUCUGGUGAGUGACAUCAAAGCGGUCAAAGCCAACUGGUGACGCCGGGCCGUGGACGGAGAGGUGAAGCCGAGUGACCUCUGCGUGUUUUAAAAAAAAAAAAAAAAUGUAAAAAAUUUUUUAAUUAUAUUUUAAAACCCCACAGAGCGGAGAUUCAUGUUCUCACGUUCUCAUGGAGCUUUACACGCACACUGACGUUCCAAAUGAACCGACUCUCCGAGUUGUUAUAUUUCUUUUCUUUUUUUUCUCUUCUUAUUCUUCCUCUUCCCUGUUCUUAAUGCGGAGGAGGGCGGAGCCUUUCUAUGCAUGUGGGUUCCUGUGGAAAACUUUCUGGCUCCUAUGCACUUGCGGACUAUUAAAACAACGUCGACGCUCAGACGGAGAGAAACGGAUGUGUACGGAGCCUUACCGCGACGCACACCGUGUGGACGAGGGAGUACACGUCGCAGAGCCGUCCAGCCAGGCGACAUGCGACGCGGCUUCCUUUCUUUCAACCGCUACAGUCAGAGAGUCACGGAGGACCUUUUAUAAAGCCGCGUGAGAUUCUACGUUAACAUCCGGCUUCCGUGUCUCUUUAAAAAAAAAAAAAAAAGAUAUAUAUUUUUUUUGUAUGUAAUUUUUUUUUGUUCAGCUAGAAUAUAAUAGUGAUAUGCUAACAUUAAACAGAUCCUGUUACAGUAUGAA